Nyctereutes procyonoides (raccoon dog) is the source of this 3861-nucleotide messenger RNA. It is a transcript of the gene FMNL1, whose product is annotated as formin like 1. Lineage: Eukaryota; Metazoa; Chordata; Mammalia; Carnivora; Canidae. The coding region runs from base 130 to 3486 and encodes 1118 amino acids. The transcript has 27 exons. Gene Ontology annotation, cellular component: cytosol. Gene Ontology annotation, molecular function: actin filament binding; small GTPase binding. The record is from RefSeq and is a predicted model, not a curated record. Gene Ontology annotation, biological process: cell migration; cortical actin cytoskeleton organization; regulation of cell shape.
GCCGAGCCGAGCGCCGCCGAGCCGAGCCGCUGCCCUGCUCGCCCCCCAGGCCCCGCGCCGCGUCCCCCGCGCCCCGGAAAGCUGGAUUUCCGAGGCUGGAGGCGCCUGGCCGACUGGGUGGGGACCACCAUGGGCAACGCGGCCGGCAGCGCGGAGCAGCCCGCGGGCCCCGCCGCGCCGUCCCCCAAGCAGCCCGCGGCGCCCAAGCAGCCGAUGCCCGCGGCCGGGGAGCUGGAGGAGAGGUUCAACCGGGUUCUGAACUGCAUGAACUUGCCGCCGGACAAAGUGCAGCUGCUGAGCCAGUAUGACAAUGAGAAGAAGUGGGAGCUCAUUUGUGACCAGGAGCGGUUUCAGGUCAAGAACCCUCCAGCAGCCUACAUCCAGAAGCUGAGAAGCUACGUGGAAACGGGUGGGGUCAGCCGAAAGGUAGCAGCGGACUGGAUGUCUAACUUGGGGUUUAAGAGGCGAGUUCAGGAGUCCACACAGGUGCUGCGGGAGCUGGAGAUCUCCCUGAGGACAAACCACAUUGGGUGGGUGGAGGAGUUCCUCAACGAGGAGAAUCGUGGCCUGGAUGUGCUCCUCGAGUACCUGGCCUUUGCCCAGUGCUCCGUCACGUAUGACAUGGAGAGUACGGACAAUGGGGUCCCUGGCGCAGAGAAAAGCAAGCCGCUGGAGCAGUCGGUGGAAGAUCUCAGCAAGGGUCCUCCCUCAUCCUUGCCUCCACAGCCCAAGAGUCGCCACCUGACCAUCAAGUGCCCCCCCUCUCCCCGGCUGACCCCCGCCCACAGCAGGAAGACCCUGAGGAAUUCUCGCAUUGUUAGCCAGAAGGAUGACGUCCAUGUGUGCAUCAUGUGCUUGCGUGCCAUCAUGAACUACCAGUCUGGCUUCAGCCUCGUCAUGACCCACCCAGCCUGUGUCAAUGAGAUUGCUUUGAGCCUCAACAACAAGAACCCAAGAACCAAGGCUCUGGUGCUGGAGCUACUGGCAGCUGUGUGUCUGGUGCGGGGAGGGCAUGAUAUCAUUCUUGCGGCCUUUGACAACUUCAAGGAGGUGUGUGGGGAGCAGCACCGCUUCGAGAAGCUGAUGGAGUAUUUCCAGAAAGAAGACAGCAACAUUGAUUUCAUGGUGGCCUGCAUGCAAUUCAUCAACAUCGUGGUACACUCUGUGGAGAACAUGAACUUCCGUGUCUUCCUGCAAUAUGAGUUCACCCACCUGGGCCUGGACUUGUACUUGGAGAGGCUCCGGCUCACAGAGAGUGACAAGCUGCUGGUACAGAUUCAAGCAUACUUGGAUAAUGUUUUUGAUGUGGGUGCACUGCUGGAGGACACCGAGACCAAGAAUGCUGUGCUGGAGCACAUGGAAGAGCUGCAGGAGCAGGUGGCCCUGCUGACGGAGAAGCUUCGGGACGCGGAGAACGAAUCCAUGGCCAAGAUCGCCGAACUGGAAAAGCAGCUAAGCCAGGCUCGGAAGGAGUUGGAGACCCUGAGGGAGCGCUUCAGCGAGUCGACCCCCAUGGGCGCCUCCAGGCGUCCUCCUGAGCCCGAGAAAGUGCCUACCUCCGUGCCGGCGGCGCGGCCCUCGGCCUUAGAGCUGAAGGUGGAGGAGCUGGAGGAGAAGGGGUUAAUCCGCAUCCUGCGGGGGCCCGGGGAUGCCGUCUCCAUUGAGAUCCUUCCCGUCGCCGUGGCAACUCCGAGCCGCAGUGACGCCCUGACUCCUCCAGGAGUGCCCGCCCCAGAAGUGCCCACCAGCUCACCCAGCCCAGGCUCAGAUCUCCUACCUUCGGCAGAGCCGGCUCCUGGAGCAGCACCCCCGCCGCCGCCACCACCACCACCCCCACUUCCCAGUUCCUCCUCCCAGCAGGAAGCCCCGCCUUCAGCACCCCCACUGGCCUCACCCAUCCCUGGCAGCUCGGAUCCCCCGCCCCCACCGCUGCCGGGAGGCUUGCCGCCCCCACCCCCGCCGCCACCGCUGCCUCCCGGUGCAGAUGGACCAGUGCCUCCGCCGCCUCCACCGCCUCCAGGAGGUCCCUCUGAUGCUCUUGGAGGGUCCGGCCCAGAGAUGGGCCCGGGAGUAAAGGCCAAGAAACCAAUACAGACCAAGUUCAGAAUGCCACUCCUAAACUGGGUGGCCCUGAAACCCAGCCAGAUCACAGGCACCGUCUUCACUGAGCUCAAUGAUGAGAAGGUGCUGCAGGAGCUAGACAUGAGUGACUUUGAGGAACAGUUCAAGACUAAGUCCCAAGGUCCCAGCCUGGACCUCAGUGCUCUCAAGGGUAAGGCAGCCCAGAAGGCCCCCAGCAAGGCCACCCUCAUCGAGGCCAACCGGGCCAAGAACCUGGCCAUCACCUUGCGCAAGGGCAACCUGGGGGCUGACCGCAUCUGCCAGGCCAUCGAGAUGUAUGACCUACAGGCCCUUGGCCUGGACUUCCUGGAACUGCUGACCCGCUUCCUGCCCACGGAGUACGAGCGCAGCCUGAUCACCCGCUUCGAGCAGGAGCAGCGACCCAUGGAGGAGCUGUCAGAGGAGGACCGCUUUAUGCUUCGCUUCAGCCGCAUCCCGCGCCUGCCGGAGCGCAUGGCCACGCUCACCUUCCUGGGCAACUUUCCGGAUACUGUCCAGCUGCUCAUGCCGCAACUGAAUGCCAUCAUUGCAGCCUCAAUGUCCAUCAAGUCCUCUGACAAACUCCGCCAGAUCCUGGAGAUUGUCCUGGCCUUUGGCAACUACAUGAACAGCAGCAAGCGUGGAGCAGCCUAUGGCUUCCGGCUCCAGAGUCUGGAUGUGCUGCUGGAGAUGAAGUCCACCGACCGCAAGCAGACGCUGUUGCACUACCUAGUGAAGGUCAUUGCUGAGAAGUACCCACAGCUCACAGGUUUCCACAGCGACCUACACUUUUUGGACAAGGCAGGGUCAGUGUCCUUGGACAGCGUCCUAGGGGACGUGCGUUCCCUCCAGCGAGGCCUGGAGUUGACCCAGCGAGAGUUUGUGCGGCAGGACGACUGCAUGGUGCUCAAGGAGUUCUUGAGGGCCAACUCGCCCACCAUGGAUAAACUGCUGGCAGACAGCAAGACUGCUCAGGAGGCCUACGAAUCUGUGGUAGAGUACUUCGGAGAGAACCCCAAGACCACAUCCCCCUCCAUGUUCUUUUCCCUCUUUAGCCGUUUCAUCAAGGCCUACAAGAAAGCUGAGCAGGAGGUGGAACAGUGGAAGAAGGAAGCAGUAGCCCAGGAGGCAGGUGCCGAUGCCCCGGGCAAAGAGGAAGCUCCAGCACCCAAGGCCCGGCGGCAGCAGAUGGACCUCAUCUCUGAGCUGAAGCGGAAGCAGCAGAAGGAGCCACUUAUCUAUGAGAGUGACCGUGAUGGCGCCAUUGAAGAUAUCAUCACAGAUCUGCGGAAUCAGCCCUACAUCCGCUCAGACACAGGCCGCAGAAGUGCUCGCCGUCGCCCCCCGGGACCCCCCCUGCAGGUCACCUCGGAUCUCUCGCUCUAGCCCGCAGUUUCUGCUGAUGGACUCAGUGGGGGAUUGGCAAGCCGUGGCACAAGGAAGGUGGCCCUCAGCUCAGCUCGGCUGGGCCUGGGCGACCCCCUCUGGCGCUGCCACCUUCUGAGAUGGGCCCACCCCAGGUGGUGGGUGUGGGGAUGGGGGGGCGCAGGGGCGUGGUGGAGGUACAGCAUCGCCAGCUGCUCCCCCAAAUGCUGCUUGCAGCACCCCUCACCCCCUAAUAGCCAUACUUAGCCUCAGCCGGAGCCUGGCCUGUAACUUAUAAAGUGCAACGUCGUGCUCCACCCUUAGCUCCGGGAACUCUCCAAGGACCUUAUUUUUAUACAAGAUUAAUAAAGAUGAUUAAUAAAGAUGUUUGCAAAA